GGUAUUUUUUAAUGUGGUGGUGUAACAUUGUUAAACUUAUAAAUAUUAUAAUCACGCUCCGUAAAAGGACAUAUUUGAUUAAUUUUCCAAACGGAGUGUAUUGUUGUAUGAUAGGAAGUUAGGAUGAGUACGAAUUUGAAAAUUUGGCGCGAAUCUGCUAGUUUAAUAAUUGCGGCAAAAUCAAACUUCUCGCAGUCGCAUCUAUUUAAUUAUAAAGUUUUGUGUCUACAGCGCAGUGGUAAAUCGGGAAUUUUACCAAAUGUUUAUGUUUUUCCGGGUGGGAAUAUAUCCAAAAGUGAUGGUAAUAUUCGCUGGUUACAAAUCUUUGAAAAAUUUGGACACAAAUUAGAUUCAUUCAAACAGCUUUACCCAAAAGAGAAUAUCCCACCAAUUUUAAAUAAUACUGACAAAAAUUGUUUACCAAGAUAUCUGUCUUUGAGAAUAUGUGCUAUUAGAGAAACUUUUGAAGAAUGUGGUAUUUUAAUUUGCAAAAGUGGUAAAGUAAAUUACACGCACAAUUCAUCCACAUGGGCUUCUUAUAUUGGAGGUCAUGAAAUCUUAAAAUGGCAACACCGGGUCCAUGAUAAUCCAAACGAAUUCUUAAAUUUAUGUUCGCAAUUUGAAUUAUACCCAGACGUAUGGUCGUUGAAAAAUUGGAGCAACUGGAUGACGCCCCCAGCUAUACCAAUCAGAUUUGACACCAUGUUCUUUUUUUCAACAUUCAAUCAAAUGCCAGAUGUACAUAGAGAAGAAAAUGAGAUUCAAAAUAUUAAGUGGGCUACUCCAGAUGAAUACAUAGUCUUGAACAGCAAUGAAAAAAUUAUGCUUCCUGUUCCACAGUUUUAUGAAAUUUCAAGGAUAAGAAAUUUUAAUGAUAUCAAUACCCUUUCCGAACAUACCUCGAAAAGAUCGUGUUACGGAUGUGAAAAGUAUUUUCCAUACAGAGUAAACAGUAAGGAAGGUUUGUACACUAUAUUUCCAGGCGACGACAUGUACCCAAAAUCCAUCGAUAAAGAAAAUAUUAAUGUCGAAUUUAUUAAGGAACUUCCAAUUUGUCAAGUUCAAAACAGGUUAUUGAUGAAUGGGGACUAUCACAAGAAAAUUUUUAUUAAAAAUUUUACACCAAAAGAUAAGCAUCUACCACCACUGAUCAGUACGUAAUGUUUUGUACCGUUUGAUAUGUAUCGAUUCUGCAUUAAUAUUUUAUUACAACCUAAGGGGAGUAUA
This is a messenger RNA of Anoplophora glabripennis (Asian longhorned beetle), 1227 nucleotides long. RefSeq names its product nucleoside diphosphate-linked moiety X motif 19-like. The coding region runs from base 124 to 1161 and encodes 345 amino acids. Gene Ontology annotation, cellular component: mitochondrion. Lineage: Eukaryota; Metazoa; Arthropoda; Insecta; Coleoptera; Cerambycidae. Gene Ontology annotation, molecular function: hydrolase activity, acting on acid anhydrides, in phosphorus-containing anhydrides. The record is from RefSeq and is a predicted model, not a curated record. The transcript is spliced from 3 exons.